AUGUCCAUUCCGAGAGCCCAUAUAGAGAUGCACCGGGCGGGUGAUGACGGGAACGGGAACACACCACUCAUAGUCAGGCAGCCCGUGAUGCUCGAGCCGACCGAGCUCCGCCUGGGGGGCCAGAGGCCAAACAACGUCUUUGCGGCGCUGAGUGAUGCCGGCAGGGGUCAUAUCGUCGCCAUGAUCGGAGAAUACCUCGGUACGACCAUGUUUCUCUUCAUCGGAUACAUAGCCGCGCAGACGGCGAAUGAGAAGAAAGACAUCACCCUCCGUGCAAACAUUGGUGAGGCUGGCGCGCCUGCCGGACCCAGCCUGCUGCAGAUAUCAUAUAUAUCCUCUGUGUUUGGGCUGAGUCUUGCCACCAAUGUUUGGAUUUGGUACAGAGUCAGCGGGGGCAUGUUCAACCCCUCGAUCGCAUUCGGCCUAUGGUUAUCAGGUGCCUUCAACUGGGUUCGCCUCCUCUGUGUCAUCCCUGCCCAGCUGCUGGGAGGAAUCACGGCGGCCGCCCUGGUAUCUGGAAUCCUACCUGGUCCGCUUCAAGCUGAGAAUUCUGUAGGCGAGGGUGUGAGCACAGGCGGAGGCUUCUUGAUGGAGGUGCUUCUGACCGCCGAGCUGAUGGUGACCAUCCUGAUGCUUGCGGUGGAAAAGAGCCGCACAACUUUUCUUGCGCCCCUUGCGAUAGGCAUUUCUCUCACCGUCAUCCACCUCGUGGGCAUAAAUGUCAGCGGUGCUUCGGUCAACCCGGCGCGCAGUCUAGGUCCCGCAGUGAUCAACAACCACUUCGUACCAGAGUUUUGGAUCUACUUCGUUGGCCCAACCCUCGGCGCAGCGAUUUCAGCAGGUAUCCGUCACCUGCUCAAAUUACUAGCUUAUCAGACAGCCAAUCCGGGCCAGGACGGCGAUGGCAUUGAAUACUUCCGCGUGGUGGCUUCGUCGUCACAAGGAUCAGGAUAUACGGCACCCGCUUGGCGCCACAAGCCAAGGGCCUCAGAGGACAGGGAGCUCCUCCUUCACGAUAUGGUGAAGCAAAGGGAGGUCACCCAUGACUUCCCCUGA
Molecule: messenger RNA, 1056 nt
Organism: Diaporthe batatas
Lineage: Eukaryota; Fungi; Ascomycota; Sordariomycetes; Diaporthales; Diaporthaceae
Exons: 3
Coding region: 1-1056 (351 amino acids)
Biological process (GO): transmembrane transport
Cellular component (GO): plasma membrane
Molecular function (GO): water channel activity
Source: RefSeq, a predicted model, not a curated record